AGCGUACAUCGCGAUCAGCAGGAUCCCGGUUAUCAGAACAAGGAAGAGGAGGAUCUUCCUCAUCCAUCCGCUCGACAUGUUGCCCACCAUCCUUGCGAAUCUGUAAAACGAUAAGAACAGACGGACUCGUUCCAUCCCGAUACACGGCCCCGGUCGUGGUUGGACACGCGUAAACGUGACUCACCACCGUUGGGAACCGACGCUUUCGUGCAAUUAGGUCUGACGACGACCCUUUCUCCAAGGCGUGUCUUCCUCCACUACGAAAAUAACACGUCGUCCCUGCUCUGAUUAAGAAAAGCCUCGAUCCAAUCUCUCUUUCUAAUGGAGAUUGUUGAAAAUUCGAAGAAGAAGGAGAAGGAAUAUUGUUGAUUGUCAACAAAGUGGAGACAGGCGAUCCUAAGCGAAGGACAUCAACUCGUUGAGAAAAAAGUAACCGGUUAAAAAUUUCGAAUAAAGGAGACGUCUCGAUUGACGAUGACGAUGUUGGUGACGAACGACACUUCGGACGGGCGUAAUGGGACGAAUGCGUGGGACCAGGAGGACGUCGUUUCGUCGGAAUACAACGUGACGACGACGGCGAGCGGAGCGGCCAGCAAGACGAGUCACUUCGAGACCGAUUUGCACGGAAACGUUAACAUCCUUCUCGGCGGGGCGAUGCUCAGCGGGGUGAUUAUGGUUGUCCUCCUCAUGUGUUACUGCUGUCACAAGAGCAUUCGAAAGAAUCGGCCGCAAGAGUAUCCGCAAUACUGGAGGACGGAACCAGACGCGCACAGCCUCGAGGUGUUCACCACGGAAGCGCAUGCCGCCUGCUGCGAGAGGCAACAACAACAACAACAACAAUCGGCGACGACCGAGGGAAACCAGGACGAGAGCGCCUACGACGUUUUAUCCUGCCCCGUAACUCCGAUUUCCGGCCCCGGCCCACCUCCAACUUACGACAGCCUGAUCUUCGAUCCGAAAAGCCUACCCACCUCGAUGGAGAAGAAGGGUGAAGAGACACCCGGGUCCAUCGUUCCCUCGAUGGUGUCCACGUUAUUGGGGCUGAGCACGAGCGUGAGAUCGGGUUUGGAGCGUAACGAGGCCGUCGAACAGCAAGCAUCGGACGAGGGAUUGCCUUCCUACGAGGCCGCUUUAAAGUUGGACGCGAACGGUUACGUGUGACACGCCCCUGAUCCCCGAGAAUUUUUCACAAUUGUGUUCCUUAGCGUUGUGUUCCUUUCCACGGAGAGCGAGAUGAAGAACGAAGGGACGAGGCAAAGAAAGAUGGAAGAAAGAAAGGGGAUUGGAAAUUAGAUAGUGUCUUUCGUCUUUCUUUAGGUUUUUAGAUCUCGAGAUCGGAGAGAAAGUUGGCCGAAUGGAGUCGUAGCUUUGAUUAAUUAACGCGAGCUUAGGAAAAAAUUAUUUCCCUGAUUCCCGUAGUUUUAAAGAGAGAGAGAGAGAGAGAGAGAGAGAGAGAGAGAGAGAGAGAAAGAGAGAGUAUGUGUGUGCGUGUGCGUGUGCGUUUUCGAUGGACAAAGAUUUUCGAUUAAAGAUACGAUCAGCGUGGAUAAUAAAAUACUGGUCCGCUUCUAAUGUUAGAAAACGCUUGGUUCUUGGAAGAGAUUUCCUAUUCUAUCGAUACGAAUCGUAAAGGAAAACGCGAAUGGGCGAACAAAGAAAAAACGAGGGCGAACGAAACGAAGAAAAAUCCGUGGAGCGAUUUAUCUCGUUGUAUAGAUUACUUUCAAAUUUCGCGUAACGUAAUAAUAAUCUGUGUAUAAUCUGAGUAAACUGAAUAAACAUCGGGGGAAUAAUAAUAAUAGUAUAACGCGAGUUAUGUUAGCUCGCUAAUCUUCUUAAAGAUCCGAAGAAUUGAUCCUAAAAAUACACAAAGCUUGAAACGUUAUUUCGAGCGAAUCGAUCGAUGUAAAUUCGUGUAAAUAAAAGGGGAUAGAGUUAUAACAGAAUUAUUAUUUGCUCCGAGAAAAGCUUCUAAUCCGAUUCUAAUCAUUAAAAAAAAAUAUAUGCAAAGUCGGCGUAAGAAAUCGAUCGUCUUAUCCUUCACCCGGCGAAGGCCACUUUAGUGGUCCUCAAUCAUAUCGUUGAUCAGCUUAAAGACCACUUUAGGCGGGCAUGAAUUACGCCUUCGUUUAUGGUUCGUUCGCUGGAGCUGAUCGAGUGUCGCGAAUUCGUCUACGCCGUUACUCGACGCGAUUCGACUUCAACUCCUCCUCGGAACGUGCGCGCGCAACCAACGAAUAUUUCCCAUCGUUGCGACGAAAAAUCGCUAUUGAACGGGGGACAAUUUUUCGACCGGGAUGGCGAUCGAUGAAGAUAUCAAGAGGUAAUUUUUCGUGUACGAGGGAAAAGAAGGGGAAAAAAAAAAAGAAAAAGAAAAAGAAAAAAGAAAAAAGAGCUUUGAUCGAGGUAAAGCGGAAGGUAAUAGAACGAUUUGGUUUUUUAACUCUUCUUAAAGAAAUGGAACGCAUCGAUUUUACUCGGCUCGAAUUCGAAUAAUUUAUCCUCAAGGCUGUUUGCAAAUUAAUUGCAACGAUUUGUUCUCCGAGAGAGAGAGAGAGAGAGAGAGAGAGAGAGAGAGAGAGAGAGAGAGAGAGAGAGCUAAUAAAACGAACUUUUGAUUAAUUAUCGGAUAUCUUAAUGAUAACGAGUGUGUUACAAAACACGUUCGUCUAAUGGAAACAAAAGUGACAAGACAAUUUUAUACAUUAUUUACUUCCUUUCGAGUUUUUCUCGGUUACGUAAGGAAAGGCAAAAAAAAAAAAAAAGGAAGGAAGGGGAGAGAGGAGAGGGGAGAAUUGUUAUUUAGACAAAAUUACAAAUCUGAAAUGACAUUACGCGUAAUAUUAAUUUCAAUAAUGUAAAUGAUAGUGAGUGUGUCACACUUUGCUUAUCGUCGUGCGAAUUAUUUAACGUGUUUCAUUUUCGAAAAGGAGGAACUGAUAAAAGAUAAGCAUCAUUAUCGUUAUCGAAUAGCUAAUUUCAAAAUUAGCAUAAAACUAAUCAAUAUCAUCCUUGUAGUAGAAAUCUACUGAUAAUUUCUAAGUGUAAUUAAAUGAUAAAAAUGUAAAUUUUUUUAUUUAUUUAUUCUUAUCGCGUGUGAUAAUAAUAUAUAUAUAUAUUUUUUUUAUAUCUUGUAGAUAUCGACACUAGAUAAAUGUCUAAUGCUCAUUUUUGUAUUUUCUUUCUUUUCAAUUUCAAUUAUUUUGAAAAAAAAAAACAAAAUACCACAAAGAAAUCAUUGAUGCUCAACAUCAAAAGGAAACGUUUAUUUCAGUUUAUCCUUAGUUUGCUCUUAUCAAUUCCUCUUAUCGUAAACCACGAAUAUUUUUUUUCCAUAUAAAUAAAAACUCUUUCCAUUUAUUACAUCAAUUAAUUCAAUAUAACUAAUUAAUAAUAA
Messenger RNA from Apis laboriosa (Himalayan honeybee), 3397 nucleotides. RefSeq lists its product as uncharacterized. Lineage: Eukaryota; Metazoa; Arthropoda; Insecta; Hymenoptera; Apidae. The transcript has 6 exons. Bases 475 to 1161 code for a protein of 228 amino acids. The record is from RefSeq and is a predicted model, not a curated record.